GCCAUGGCUAUCUGCACGUGUUGAACAAGUGACUGUUUACAGUACUUGUUCGUUUUAGACUUCAGCUGGUACAUGCUAACAAAGAACACCAAUAUUGUAGCAGUCAAAGUGCAGAGAUGCCGAAAGUGAAAAAAUCCAGAGGUGGAGGAGGAGGGGGAGGGGAGAAGAGCGGAGGAGCCGUGGCGCUGGCUGACCAGAUCCUGCAGGCGGACACGGUGCGAGCCCGAGGCCGGGUGAAGAGCAGAGACAGUCGGGUAGAAAACGAAGACAAGUACGUAGACGAGCGUCUAUCGAGGAAGAUCUUACAACAGGCCCGAAUUCAACAAGAGGAGCUUCAGACCGAAUAUGGGCUGGCACCAGAGAAGAAGAAAACACCGGUCACAGUUCUCGGGCCUGACUCUCAGGAUGCAGAGUCAGAUGAGGAAUGGCCAGCGCUGGGAGAAGCAGGUGCUGGUGACAGCGAUGCAGUGUGUGACACUGAGGUCAUCGUUGACCCUGACGAUGAGAAGGCCAUUGAGAUGUUCAUGAAUAAGAACCCCCCAAUGAGACGAACCUUGGCUGAUAUUAUUAUGGAGAAGAUCACAGAGAAACAAACUGAGGUAGGAACAGUAAUGUCGGAGGUGUCAGGACAGCCAAUGCCCCAGCUGGACCCAAGGAUAAUUGAAGUGUACAAAGGUGUCAAUAAGGUUCUGUCAAAAUACCGCAGCGGUAAAUUGCCAAAGGCUUUUAAAAUAAUCCCAGCACUUGCAAACUGGGAGCAAGUUCUUUAUUUAACUGAGCCUGAGACCUGGACUGCAGCUGCCAUGUACCAAGCAACAAGAAUCUUCUCCUCCAAUCUGAAAGAGCGAAUGGCCCAGAGAUUUUACAACUUGGUGUUGCUGCCCAGAGUACGGGAUGAUAUCGCAGAGUACAAGCGACUCAACUUUCAUCUGUACAGUGCCCUGAAGAAGGCCUUGUUCAAACCAGGAGCAUGGUUUAAAGGUAUACUGAUUCCACUGUGUGAAUCAGGGACAUGUACUCUCAGGGAAGCCAUCAUCAUCGGGAGCAUUCUCACAAAGUGCUCAAUCCCUGUGCUCCACUCCAGUGCUGCGAUGCUGAAGUUGGCAGAGAUGGAGUAUAACGGCGCCAACAGUAUUUUCCUGCGUCUCUUGCUUGACAAGAAAUAUGCCCUGCCUUUCCGUGUCCUAGAUGCCUUGGUGGCUCACUUCCUGUCCUUCCGCAAUGAGAAGCGUGUGCUUCCUGUGCUGUGGCAUCAGAGUUUACUCACCCUGGCUCAGCGCUACAAGGCUGACCUGGCCUCCGAACAGAAGACAGCGCUGCUGGAGCUGCUAAAGAUACAAACACACCCUCAGAUCUCUGCUGAGAUUCGCAGAGAACUGCAAAACUCAGAGUCGAGGGAUAUUGAAAUUGGGCUCCCUGUUACUGUGGAAAUGGACUGAGGAUUCAGUCUGGUGCAUCCUCAUCCUCUGAUCUUCCUGUUCCGUACAGGCGCAGAUUCGAAGAUGCGAGUGACUCAUUACAUUGUUGUAGAGCUAUAAUUCUGUUCUCCUGCCUGGAUGAGUUCGCACAUUUAAAAAUGUGCAUCAGUGGUAAUGUAGAUGUUGGAACUUCAUAUCACGAAUCCUGCAGUUGCUGUGAAGUGAUUGCUUGGAAAUAAAGUCUGGUAUUUGUGUACAUUUGAUUAAGUUUGAAUGCCAAAAAAAUCUGGAUUAAAAACUGAAUCCUUAA
Toxotes jaculatrix (banded archerfish) is the source of this 1728-nucleotide messenger RNA. RefSeq names its product bystin-like (gene bysl). NCBI's taxonomy places the organism in Eukaryota, Metazoa, Chordata, Actinopteri, Toxotidae. Gene Ontology annotation, molecular function: snoRNA binding. Gene Ontology annotation, cellular component: nucleolus; cytoplasm; preribosome, small subunit precursor. The coding region runs from base 117 to 1439 and encodes 440 amino acids. The transcript has 7 exons. The record is from RefSeq and is a predicted model, not a curated record. Gene Ontology annotation, biological process: rRNA processing.